GUCGGACCUCGGUUUUCACUGCGCUCGUAUAUUUCCACCGCUCAAGGUCACUUUCCAAUCAACCAGAUCUGAGGGCUAAGUUGACUAGAAAGAUUGCAUACCAAUCUCACCUCCAAGCCUAACUAAAUUCCAACAAUGGCGGAUCCAUUAUCAAUCGCUGCCAGCAUCGCCGGAGUCAUCAGCCUGGCAGACGUGGUGUUCAUUCGGACGAGAAAGUACUUGAAUUCCGUCAAGGACGCCGACGACGAGGUCAAGGAUUUUGCUCGGGAGGUCCUCCUGCUCGGUGGUGCCUUGCACAGUCUGUCCAAGUUGGCGCAAGGCCUUGAUGCAGGAGGAAUCACACAUCAGAGCACCGACGAUCCUCAGAUGCAUUAUAUCCAAGAAUGCAAUAACACUCUUGACGAAGUCGCAAAGCAAUUGAAAAGGUUUCAGGACUGUAAAGUCAUAAAAAAGCUCGCCUGGCCGUUCAAGUCCAACAAAAUGAAAGAGGUGUUGGCCAAAAUCUCCCGUCACAAGGAGAAUAUCAACCUCGCUCUCACAGCAGACUCCAUGGGAGGGUUACUCCAAGCUUUGUCUAUAGGCAAGGAGUUACAGAAGAACACAGAAAAAUUGCUCGAGGAUACCAAAAAAACCCGGGAGAUAGUCACUCGAAUCCACCAAGAUUCCGAACGCGAGAAGGUUAUCAAAUACUUCCUCCGGUACAACCCUCAGCAGAACUACGAAAUGAGCUGCUCCCUUCGUCACCCGAGGACCGGUCUUUGGCUUGCUCAGUCGCCUCAACUCCAAACCUGGUUGCAACGUCCUGGCUCAGCCCUGUGGCUCAGCGGAAUUCCUGGGGCCGGUAAAACUGUUCUUGCCGGCAUCAUUAUCAGAGAAGCCCUGAAGAAAAGUUCUGAAGAUGUUGCGACCGUCUUCUUCUUCUGUGACUACAAAGAUACCACAACCCAGACCACGGAAAACAUACUGUCCGCUCUAGCAUCGCAGCUUGCGAUACAGAAAGAAGAAGCCUAUGCUUGCCUCGGUGACUACUAUCGGGAGCUACACCCUCCAAACGCCUUGGAGAGGCGGCCCGAUGUUCCGGGUUUGCAAACUGUCCUAAUAAAUAUGAUUGACUUGUUUAAACAUGUUCACCUCAUUGUUGACGGCCUGGAUGAGUGUGGCGAAAACACUGACAAUGUCAUGAGAGGUGUUCUUGACAUCCUGGAGUGUCGUGACAACCUCCCAGUCUCGACCGCAUUGCUCAGUAGAGACGAACACAACAUUGCAAGUCGCCUCGAGAAUUUCACUCAAGUGGAAAUCGCAGCCCAUACCGCAGAUAUCACGGAGUAUGUCACUUCGGAGAUUGAGAAGCGAAUCUCGAACAAAAGCCUACGCAUUGACAAUUUGAGCCUCAAGGGUGAGAUUAUUGACCGCCUUGUCGACGGUGCCAAGGGAAUGUUUCGCUGGGUCGCCUGCCAAUUGGAUAUUUUAGGUGACUGCGCCAGUGACAAGGAAUGUCGGGAGAGUCUCGGAAAAUUGCCUCCAAGCUUGUAUGGAUCCUACCAGCGAAUAUUGGAACGUGUGCCAGAAGAAAGAAAACGUCUCGCGCAGAUGGUACUCAACUUCAUCGCAUUCCCCAAGCCUCGGAUGGAUACACGGGUUCUUAGGGAAGUACUUUCGGUUCCCGAGAAUCUAAGCGAGGUUCACACUCUGGAAUUGAACUCAAAUUCCGUCAUACGCGAGGAGAUAAUCUCGAAAGUCUGCCGGUCCUUGAUCCGCAAGUCCAACGGUGGCGGCUACUACGAGUUCGCGCACUUCUCUGUUCUUGAAUUUCUCAAGGGCGAGAUGAAAACAAUACCUGAGCUUGAGGCCUUUCAGGUAUCUGAAAGCAUUUGUCAGCUUCUGUUGGCAAAGCAAUGCUUGAACUACCUUCUCUGCCGGAACUUUACAUCCCUUCCCACUGAACGACAGGAAUUGCUGGACUAUAUUGAGGAAAGAGACAUUAAACAUCCAUUUUACACGUACGCUGCGCUGUUUUGGCCAAUCCUGGCGAGGAACCACUGGGGGGAUGAUGGACUGCUGCAAUCCGCCAAAGUCCUCUUCCAGCCAGAGAAAACCGGAAACUUUACUACGUGGACUCUUGAGCUCGCCUACACUGUUUCAAGUGGAUACGAGUCACCGUAUAGGAGCAUCUUCAUGGACACCGAAAUACGUCCUGAUCAAGACACUAUGGUCUGGCUUCUUCCUCAACUGGCUGAUAGAAACUUCACGACCCUUCACAUGGCGGCAGCGUUAUCGCUUGAGGCAGUCUGCGCCAAUUUGAUCGAUGUAUCCAAGCUGAGCAUAGAUCAGAGGAGUAGCUUUGGUUGUCCGCUACAAUGUGCUGUACAAAGCCUUGUUUUCAAGGAGCGUGGCUACUACCCCGACGAAUAUCAACAGUGCGAUUAUUGGGACGGACAAAUGGACAUAUCUGGUUUUGGACGGAAAAGCACUAUCAACCGCCUCAUAAAUUCGGGUGCAGAGCAUGUCAUUGCCUGCUCGAGUCCUUUUGCAGGCCAGACAUUGAUCACGGUCGCAGUGAAAGUGGGACGAAUGAUCUAUAACAUGAGUGUUGUCGGCAUCCUUCUAGCGGCUGGCUACAAACUGAGAGAAGCUGACCUGAGCGAAUUCGCCGAUUUCAGCAAGUCUGCAUUGGAGGAUCCCUUCUGCGGUGGCUCUGAUGAAUACCGGCUUGAGGGUCUGAUUCGCUCUCUAACGCCGAUAGUACGCAGAUCCGACGAGUCCACUCUUCAUUUCCGUCUAUGCCAGGCGGCAUGGUGGCUUGCUAUUGAGAUGGGAUGCGAGUUUACCCGACAACCUUUUACCGGCAUUGUUGACACAAGAAUAUCCACCUCACGGGAUGCUCUUGCGAAGACAAUUUUCAAGGCGGUCCGGAAUGGCGACCUGGACACACUCGCUGAGGCCGUGAAAGAUUCUCGAGCCAACAUAGCGAGUUUGACUGACGACAGCAACAAGACCAUCUUCGAAUACGCUUUUGACAACUUGAAGGAUUGGGAUGAUCCUUUCGACGCGCUCCAGAUAAUAAAACUGCUAGUCUCUUCUGGGAUAGAAGUCAAUGAACCGAAUCGUGACGGACUGCUGCCAAUACAUUCGUUUGCCCGACUUCAAUGGGACGAUUGGGACGAUGAUGAUAGCUGGUGUAAUUCUCUUCUCGACAUUCUCAGCGUUUUCAUUUCAAGAGGAACAGAUUGUACAGCACAAACUUUUGCAAAGCAGAACAUCUUUCAUCUCGGCUGUCAAUCUCUCAAUUUCAUCAGAGCAGUCUUGCGAACGGAGACACAACAUAACAUCCUGGAGGCUCUGAGAACACCAGACGAGAACAAAGACAGGCCGAUAGAAUUCGCUAUUUCUUGCGGACAUCAAAAGGCUACUCUGCUCCUUCUGGAGACAUGCUAUUGCGACCCUGAGUCCUUGGGAGACGCAGCCGGCAUUCUCGGCUUGUGUGUGGCGCAGAACGCACGCGACGCAUUCAAUGUUCUUCGUCGUGCAGGAAUUGGCUCAGAGGCCGAUAUGGCACCGCUGCUGCAUCACGUGGGGCCGAAGACAAGCAAAGAGCUUGUUCUUGAACUGGUUGGCCUGCUUUCUGAUGGCGAGAAAUUCCAAAUUGACAGCAAACUUCCACUGGACGCCUAUCUUGAGGCUUGCAUUCUCGGCAGCUCUCGGACUCUUGCUCUUAACACCGAUGUGUUCCAAUUAUUGGCCGCACCUGAACCUAAGGGACUCAGCCGGCAAGAAAAGCAAGUGGUGUGGAAGAAUAUCUCGAGGAUCAUACGAGAUAUGAGACUCAAAAAGGAGACCUACCAAGACAUGAAAAAAUGGAAGUUGGAAACCUUCAUUGCGAAAACGCUUGGCGGCCUGACGCAACUCGAAUUCAUUCAGUCUUAUGAGGCGGUCACCAACUCGGCCGCGAUACUGCCUUUGAUCAGGAAUGCACAUGCAACGCUCGACGGGUUAUGGCCCGUCUCAAGCGAGACGCUCUGCAAAAUAUUGGAGCACACGACCAUUAGGAACUUUUUUCGCGAGUCUAAAGCUAUGCAAAGAUUAUUGAAAGCAGCAGUCUCCUCUCAUGAUGCCAAGUUGUUGGAGCUUCUGCUUCAAAAGGGAGUCAGCGUGCACGAGCGUCGAGACUCAGCACUAUCCGCUCUGGAAAAAGCCUGCCUGGAUGGCUGCAGGACAGGCAUAUUCACCCUUCUUCUCGACCACGCCGACUCGUCCCGCCUUGACGAGGUGAAUCCCGAACAAAGCCAGGGAAAGGGGUUGAUCCACUACUUGACUGGGCCUGGGAAGGUGUGGCAACUCGAAGAGCUUCUGAAACGAGGCGUCAAUGUCAAUCUUUGCACCAACGUUCAUGUUCAAGGGUGGCCAGCUGUCGUCUUGCACUUGCUUGAAGGGUCAUCACAGUCUGCGAUGACACUGCUGGACAGUGGAGCCGACCCGACAGCCGCAAGUAUAUCUGGUAUAGAUGCUGCCUUGGCUGCUGCUUGGCGAGGCGAUCUUUCCUUCCUUCGUCGCCUGCAAAGAGGCGACGGUCACAAUUGGCAAAUUGACUGGCAGCGAACCUUCUCAUCUAAUCUGCCGGUCUCGGGCCUCGGAGAUGUUAAUUUCGGUGUGAAGCAACUCAACGCUCUUCAUUUGGCCGCCUGGACUGGUGAAUGCGAUGCGUUGAGGUUCUACAUGGACAACGGUCUUCUUACGGACGUCAACGCUAUGUCCCUCGAGCUGAUGACCCCAAUUUAUGUGGCAGCCCUCAACGGGCACAUGGAUGCUAUCAAACUCCUGUAUUCCCGAGGUGGCGAUAUUAAUUUGAAGUCCGCUGACGGAAGCUUACCUCUCCACGCAGCUGUGCGCAUGCGUCGCACCCAAGCUGUCCGGUUUCUUGUUGAGAAUGGAAGUGAUAUGGGUGCUGAUACACGCGGACUAAGCCCCAUCGAAUACGCCAUACAGCUACAGGACCAAUCAAUUAUUGAUUGUCUCAGCAAGACAAAGCAAUAUCUAGCCUACCAGGCUGAGGUCAGGAAACGCGAACACAAACUUUCCUACGCAUAUGAGCAAGCAUUGUUGCGAGGGGAUGUCAAUGGAUGUGAGCUCUUACGCAGCCAAGGCUGCCCAGUCAAUAUCGACUUACCGCAUCAAUAUGGCCGCUCUGCUUUGAUGUUAGCGAUUGAGAAUUUGCAUCAAGAGCUCAUCAAGUGGCUUCUAGCCAAUGGCGCAAAGGCUGCCGGGCUAGUUCGUACAAUGACUGGGAUUUGGAUGUCCCCUCUCCAGGCCAUGAUCAUGCGGCCCCAACUCAACACGGUGCUACCCCUUUUGCUUCACCAAGGCCAGAGCGAGAACGGCUCAGUCUUUUUCGACAUAUCGAAUCUGAUCUUCCUUGCAAUUCAGAAUAACAACAAUCUUGGACUUGAGCUCGUUCUUGACCAUUUCGCAAGGCACAGAACCGAAUUUGGCAACCGAGUUCCUGCUUAUCAGAGUGCUUCAUGGGUGAACCAACCCACGCUGCAGGGUGAAAGACCGUUGCAUCUGGCUGCCAGUCGAGGCAAUGCAGAAGCAGUCAAAUUGCUGCUGAAUUACGACGCGGACGUCAAUACAACUGACGGGCAGCGGAUGACGCCGCUGCAACGAGCUAUUGCAUUUGAACCGUCCAUGGAAUCUCCAGCGGCGAGGUUAUUGCUUCGCUGUGGAACAGCACUUGAGCAUCGAAAUGAGGUCGGUGAAACGGCUCUAAUGAUAGCAACAAAGCGAGGAAAUGGAUAUUUGGCUCGCUCCCUUCACGAUGCUGGCGCUGAUUUAAGAGCCGCGGAUUUCCAUUCGCAGACUUGUCUCCACCACGCAGCUUCUACUGGCCGACUGGACCUGUUCGUGUGGCUUGUGAAUCAUGGUCUAGACCUUAACGCCAAAAACUCCCUCGGGUGGUCGGCCAUCCAGUAUGCGUCAUGGAACAGGGUAUUCAGCUCCUUUAUUCUCAACUCUGGUUGCGUAUUGGAGGCGGGGGAGGCGGUAACUUAUGCAAACCCGGGAAACUUUAUGCGUGCGCCUCCAGCAUUCCUCAACGAGCACUUCGAGUUGUUUCUGCGACGACUUGGACUGGAUAGGCUCCGUGCAUGGGCUAAUUUCGAGCCCACAGAUUCGUGGAGCCCGCUUUGCAUGUCAGCUUCAAUGAAUCAGACACUUGCAGUGAUGAACAUUCUUCGGCUGGGUGCUGAAGUAGACUUCGAAGGAUGCCCAUGCGGCUCAGCUUUGAUGGUAGCGUGCUCCUCGGGUAGUCUGGAUUCUGUCAAGGCCCUGAUUCGUCAUGGAGCCUCCAUUUCUUAUAUUGGAGGGAGCGGGAACCGUUCAGCUGUUGAUGCGGCCAAAGGACACAAGGCUAUACUGGCUUGGUUGCUGGUUGAACGAUUCACGGGACAGAGAAAGAUUUCAGAUUCGGAGGAGGGCAGCUCAUCGCCCCACGUCGCUCACAUGGUGAAACCUUGGGGCGGGAGCGUGAAAGCAGAGAUGGUUAUCACGGGAACGUUCGAGAGGCAGGUGAAUGAGUCGUCUAGGGAUUACUGGAUACGUCUUAUGGGAUUGAAAAGAAGUAUGCGUGGGAGAGUCGUCCGCCAAGACACAGGGCAGACGCACAGGCUAUCACGACUGAUUCCCGAGGAACCAGUCCGAAUCUGUCCGGGAUAUUAUGGGGUGUCUGAGGAACAAAAUUGAAGAAGAGUUUUCUGCCAAUUUCUCAUUAAAGCGCUGCCUUUCCAGAAGCGAUUGGACGAUGCGAUCGAGUUUUCUGUAGGUCGGGUCGAUGGUGGGCCGAACCUCUGCAAAUGAGCUCCUAGCGUCUAGCGCCUGAGACAAAUUUGGCUGGUAUCUCGUUUUUGGAUGAAUAUGCAAUCUAUUUGGACUCGGUCAAGAGUAACGAAGCGGCCCUGAGACACAACAUUGCAUCUACGUUGACGCUUCGCUGCCCACAGGUUGUAGCCGCUCACCAACGGGGCCUAUCCCAUAAUUCUCGUCGCGGUGGCUUGCCAAUAUCUCAAUCUUGUUGGCACAGAUCUGACGGUGGUUUCGAUUAUUUGGUCUUUCUUGCGCAAGCCGUCCUAAAACACCGAUGCAGCCAAUUAACAGUCCAAUAUUAGAAGCCGGAUAUUUGUACAACCCCCUUUGGAUAUUCACACAACCAAUCUAACUAAUCAAGGCUGCAGCCAAUCAGAGGACUUUAUUUCACCCGGUGCCCAAAUCAGUGUUUUUUACUCUCUCCACGACACACCUAGUAACCACCUCUUUUCACAUACAUUAACUACACACCCACCACCCACAUAUCCCGAUUACAAUUAAAUCAUUAACAGAAUCAAUCAAUCCAGUACUAAAAACUAUCUCUAUCUAAUUAAAUAACAUUUUAUUGACAUUAUAGCAAUAGUGCUAGUCCCUAACUAUUCCAGGUAAAGAGGAUAUAGGUCAAC
Molecule: messenger RNA, 7481 nt
Organism: Diaporthe batatas
Lineage: Eukaryota; Fungi; Ascomycota; Sordariomycetes; Diaporthales; Diaporthaceae
Exons: 3
Coding region: 136-6735 (2199 amino acids)
Molecular function (GO): protein binding
Source: RefSeq, a predicted model, not a curated record